Messenger RNA from Pieris macdunnoughi, 1275 nucleotides. NCBI's taxonomy places the organism in Eukaryota, Metazoa, Arthropoda, Insecta, Lepidoptera, Pieridae. The record is from the annotation of a GenBank genome assembly.
AUGUGGGAUUCGUCUACAUUUCUAGGAGCCUUAACGCCAAAAUUUUAUGUGGCUCUGACCGGCACAUCAUCUCUUAUUUCCGGCCUCAUUCUGAUAUUUGAAUGGUGGUAUUUUAGGAAAUAUGGCACUUCGUUCAUAGAGCAGAUGUCGCUUUCGACCGUGUGGGCCGGCUGGGGCUCGUGGGGCGCGACGCGGUCUCCGGAGGGCGGCGAGUGCAAGGUGUGGCGUAACCCCACGGCCCUCCUUCGCGGCGCCGAGUACGCCCGCCUCUGGGCCGCCGCGCGCACCGCGCCCCUCACCUACUACGACAUGAACCUGUCGGCGCAGGACCACCAGGCCUGGCUCGCCGCCGCGCCCGCCUGGGGCGGAGCCGACGAGGCGCUGGCGCGCGCCUGGCGCGAGCGAGAGCCCGCGGCGCGCGUGGCGGCCGCCCGCGCCGCCCUGCGUCUGCGGCCCGACUGCGCCGCCGCGCUGCUGCUGCUCGCCGAGGAGGACGCGCCGACCGUGCUGGAGGCGGAGCGCGUGUUGCGGCGAGCGUGGCGCGCCGGCGAGGCCUCCCUGAGGGCCCUGGCGGUGGCCGGGGCCGGCGGAGCCGCGAGACGAGAGGCGGCGCUGCUCGCGCAUGUGAAGCGGCGCGUCGCCAUGUGCGCGCGACGCCUCGGCCGCCUGAAGGACGCCACGCGACUAUUCCGCGAGCUGUGGCGCGAGGCGGGCGGAGCGCCUCACGCGCUGCAGGUGCGCGACAAUCUGCUCGAGGUGUUGCUCGAGCAAGGCUCGUACGCCGACGCGCAGGCGGUGCUGGCGCGCUGCGAGGACGCCGCGGCGCCGCCGACGGCGACGGCGCUGUACACGGCGGCGUUGCUGCGCGCGCGCACCGGCCCCGAGCCGCCGGCGACGGAGGCGCUGCGACUCGCCGUCGAGUUCAACCCGUACGUGCCCGCGUACCUGCUCGAGAUGCGCUCGCUGACGCUUCCGCCCGAGCACGUGGUGCGGCGCGGCGACAGCGAGGCGCUGGCGUACGCCUUCUGGCACCUGCGGCACUGGCGGCGCGCCGACCCCGCGCUGCGCCUGCUGGCGGCGACGGCGGGCCCCCGGGCUCCGCCGCCGUUGAGCGCGGCGGCCCGGGCGGCGGACCGAGAGCUGCUGCCGCCGCACCACGGCUCGGCCGUCGGAGCCCGCGGAGCCCCGGCGCUGGUGCCCCUGGGGGUGGCGCUCUGCGUGCUCACGACUCUGACGAUAACGCUCGACCCGCGGGGAGUUCUCUCCGCGCUCUAG